AUGUCGAGCCACUCCAACGAUUCGUUGGAUUCACUUUUUCAGUACGAGUCGAGCCGCGUGGACGCCGAGGCGAGAGGUACGCCAGAAUCCUCCGAGGCAUCUGCUUCGCCGAACGCCUCCAAUCGUUCAUCUGACGAGGCGUCAGAUAAUGCAAACCCGUCAGAUGUCGGUUCUCCGGAUGACGAGCCUACGACGAGCCGUCCCCAGGAUCCUGUUCCCGAUGAAGACAUUAAUCGCGCCGUACUUAAGGUCGAGGAGGAGGCAUUUCCUUUUGACCUUUUCGAGGCGAAGCGUGAAUUGGAAUGUCUCAUGGCAUCCCGAGGCGCUUCCACAUCUGGGCGAGGGCCACGAGUUAAGAGACAAAAACUUGACCCGCCUGGCUCUACGCUUUGCUCCCUUGAGUCGCUCGAGGCGUUGAGGCAUCGCUUCGGGAUGUCCGAGGCGGUGGAGUUCGUCGUUCCAGAGAAGAAGCCUCCAGAAAAUCAUUUCACUCUGUACGAGGCGUUCUUCGAGCUUUGCUUCCUCUGGUUCCCGAUUACCGGAGUGAUCCUUGAAUAUCCCUGGAAACAUGGGAUCUCGAUUGGGCAAAUCAUGCCGAGGGGAUUACGGCAUAUGAUUGGCAUCUUAGUUCGAAGCUUCGAAUGCGGACUUGAUAUCGAGCCGAAUCACCUGCUGAACUUGCUGGAAAUCAGGAAAGCUCCGAAAGGAAAUAGAUUCUAUAUUUCCAACAAGGCGAAGCGACGGAUCAUCGGCGGUUUUCCCAGCAAGGAUCAGUUUUGGACUGAACGCUUCUUCUACGUCUUGGUGAACGAGGCGUCGGUCGGCGAGGAUUACGUUCAAAGAAACAAGACCGCUUGGGGACCACUUGUUCGGUGCUUUCUUCCCCCGAUCCCUGACGACCUCUUUACUGUUCGAGACUCUCUUUCGGCGCGGAAGGUUAAUUGGAGGAAGAAUUUCACCCUCGAAAGAGUGGAAAAAGCGCGAGCCAUCCUUGUCGGAGUCCCCGUCAGCUCUUCGUCUUCUAGUUCUUCAAAGGAUACCCGAGAGAAGAUGGUGAUAAUCGCUCUCAGAGAAAGGAAGAGGCGCGAGGAAGAAGAGGCCGCGAGACGAGCUGCCGAGGCGGCUCAGGCGCAGACCAAGGCGGUUCCAGCGCAAACCGAGGCCAUCCCUCAACCCGACCCGCCGAGCCGGGAAGGAGACGAAAUGGCGUUCGGGGAUAAUUCGGCGGUGCGGAGCAAAACUCCUUCGAACUCCGCCAUUUUAGCCUUCCCGAAGUCGACCAAGCCCCCGACUUCAGUCGUUCAGAAACACGACCCGAGCCGAAAACGUUCGGCCGCUGACAAGGGGAAGGGCGUUGCUGUUCAGAAGGACGAGCCGUCCAAGAAGAGGCGGAAGCCGACGCCCAGGGACCCCGCCGCGCGCAAGUUGGUCGUCGACGACCCCGACGCCUCUGCCGUCAUGUUCUCGCAUGUAAAUAACGCAAACACGCGUCUUUCUCCUCCAGAGAAGUUGAGGAGGGCGAGGUCGUACGGCGCGAUGGCACAGCGCGGUACCAAGUUUGUUGCGGCCAUUAAUGACCUGAUGGCCGAGUACGAGGCGGACCUGUCUAAGGUCGAACGUCGCUUGGCCGAGGCCCGAAAUGAGUCCGCAGCGUCAAAGGCGAAGCUGGAAGAGGCUCAGAACGAAGCCGCGGCGGCAAAGGGGAAACUGGACGAGGCGGUGGCCAGGGCGUCCAAGCUGGAAGAGAAGAAUAUCGUUCUGCGCGCCAAUGUCGACAAGGUCUCCGCCUCGGUCAUUCGCCUCGAGGAGACGAGGAGAGCUAAAAGCGCCGAGGUGGCGAUGAUGAAGAGGCUUAUCGAGGCCAAGGACGCCUUGUUCGAUGCCAAGGUCAAGAAGGCGAAAAAGGAGGCGAGGCGAGAGCUUACGACGAAGUUUCAGGAACGCCUCGUCAAGGUGGAGGAGGGUUUGGCCAGGCUUGAGAAGGCCAAAAAUGAUGAGAACGAUCUGGGGCAGAUCAAGGGAAAUCUUGCGAUGAUUGCCGACCUGAAGAAGCCGGAUGCCCCGACGCUUGACGACGAGGAGGUGAAGCUGAAAAGCUGGGAGAGUGAGUAUGCCGACGACGAGGCGUACGAGCGUAUUGCUUCCGAGAUUCAAGGCAAGCUAUUUUACUCUCCCGUAUCGCCGGACUCGGUCGACACCAGCCUUGGUAACGAGCCGCUCGAAGAGACAGCGGCCAACUUAGGCGUCGUAGAUCCGAACGGAUCGAACGCGGGCACGCCAGUCCUCUCGACCCUCCUUGUCGAGCGUGAAACGCAGUCCGCGGCCUGA
Molecule: messenger RNA, 2328 nt
Organism: Eutrema salsugineum
Lineage: Eukaryota; Viridiplantae; Streptophyta; Magnoliopsida; Brassicales; Brassicaceae
Exons: 4
Coding region: 1-2328 (775 amino acids)
Source: RefSeq, a predicted model, not a curated record